AUGCGUUCGAUCCACUACAUCUCUCCUGCUAUCUUUGCAGCUUUGGCUUACGCCAGAACCGAUCUUGUUGGCUGCACAUCGACGGACGUAUCCUCACCUGCCGGCGCAUCUGUUGCCUGGUACGUCCCUGGCACAGGAGAACUGUGCGAGUUCUUGGACUGUGGAGGUGGAAGGGCGCCUCCCAAGACUACUGUACCGGGAUGUGCUCUGUAUGUGGGUACGGAGACAUACAAGCCUAGUUUCCUUGCUGGAUUCGGUGCGGCUAUGACGGUUGGCAUAGUGGGUGCGGCAGGUGUUGAGGCGAGCGCUACGUAUGUUGCUGCUUCUACGUCCUCUGUUGCUGCUGCUGUUCCUACUACUGCCACUGCUGGAGAUGCUGACGAUGACGAAACCGAGACGUGGGCAUCUGAAGCUGCUUCGACCACUACAUCUGCAAUGAGCGCUGCCAUCACUGGACUUAGCAGUUCUGACCAAGGAUCCACCACCACCUGGAGUUCGGUUGAGACCGAUAGCACGACUUCUGUCGACCAAGACCUCACCGCCCCUAGCACUUACUCAACCGCGACUUCUGCUGCCACGAAGUCUACUGCCUCCUUUACGACAAGCACAAAGGAUAUUCCUACCUUGUUCUCGGCAUCCAAUACCUCGUCAGUGGCGACUGGUAGUUUAAGCAUGAGCAGAUCGUGGGUCAAGUCCAUUCCGACUUUCGCAAGAGGCGCUGCUGAUGAUGUUGACAGGGCAAAGCUGUCUGCUUCAAGCUCGAAAACCAAGUCAGCUUCUGCAUCUCUUGCGACCUCUACUGGCAGGGCAGGCAAGAUUGUUGCUGUUGGUGGUUCGGGUAUUUUUGCUGCUGUGGUUGGAGUUUUGGCUGCCAUAUAA
Aureobasidium uvarum is the source of this 879-nucleotide messenger RNA. NCBI's taxonomy places the organism in Eukaryota, Fungi, Ascomycota, Dothideomycetes, Dothideales, Saccotheciaceae. The record is from the annotation of a GenBank genome assembly.